Messenger RNA from Cladophialophora psammophila CBS 110553, 840 nucleotides. RefSeq lists its product as uncharacterized. The transcript has a single exon. Lineage: Eukaryota; Fungi; Ascomycota; Eurotiomycetes; Chaetothyriales; Herpotrichiellaceae. The coding region runs from base 1 to 840 and encodes 279 amino acids. The record is from RefSeq and is a predicted model, not a curated record.
AUGAGCUUCCCAUGGCUUCGAAUUGCUUGGCUGCAAUCGAUCAGACAAGACAGAAAGGAUCUUACGCUUGUUUGGCAAAUUGCCAAUGGUCCACCUGCGGGGACCAAACCAUGCGCUGGCACUAAAAUCGAUCUGAGAAGAUGGUAUCAUCUAACCGAUCCUAGAACAAAAAAGCCCGUGGACAAUUUUGACAUAUGCUCUGCCUGUGUAAGAAAUAUCGACUUGAUUUUUCCCACGCUUCAAUUCUGUGUCUUUGAUCGGCCGCAGGAGAAGAAAGAGCAAGAGAAGAUUUGCAAUCUGAACACAAACAGCCGCCACUUCUUGCCUAUGUUGAACGAGCUGGAGCGACUGGCUGAUCGGUCGAAGGAGACCAUAAGGCACAGGGACUUUCAGGAGUUUGUGGAUUUUGUUCGCCGCAUCUCCCGCACCCGGCACUGCGCGAAGGAUACAUUACUGGCAACCCAAUCAUGGCACUAUAUCUCUGACCUUCCCGAGCUUACAAUCUGUGAAGAGUGCUACGAGGAAGUUGUCUGGCCUGUUAGAGAUCGACCGAUAGCACGAGACGUCUCCAAGACACUCAAGCUUGUGCCUACCUUGCGCAAGAACUCCCUACUUCGAGGAACAAGUUGCCAGCUUUACAGUGAUCGCAUGAGAAGAAUCUUUCAUGAUGCAGUGAGCCGAAAUGAUUUUGAGAGUUUGAAGUCGGCGGCUAGAUACCGCUAUAACAUGGAGCAUCGGCUGCAGGAAAUGCACAAACUGUACGAAAUGGAUUUGCAAGCUGGAAUCGACAGGAGGGUGGAGAUGGAGAAGAAUAUUUCCAUCUGGAAGUCUAUUGAAUAA